CAAAACAAGCCCUGAACAGCUUUGUCCCUUCCAGGUUCCCGUACAAGGCCUGCUCCAUUAUCCAGCCAACCCGAUUCAAAACCGAAAAAUUAAGCAUCUAAACACAGGCUCAAUGGCUUUAGUUUCUGCAGACACCAAAAUUGCUGAGCUGCUGACUGAGCUCCAUCAACUAAUCAAACAAACUCAGGAGGAGCGCUCACGCAGCGAACACAACCUACUCAAUAUCCAGAAGACACAUGAAAGGAUGCAGACAGAAAACAAAAAACUUUUUCUCUCCCCAGCUUCCCCAUACUAUCGGACAAAGCUGCGUGGACUGUACACAACGGCUAAAGCAGAUGCAGAAGCUGAAUGCAGUAUAUUGCGCCACGCUCUUGACAAGAUCGCAGAAAUUAAAUCACUACUGGAAGAGAGACGUAUCGCUGCAAGGAUGGCAGGGGUGUACAACGACAGUGACCCACCCAGGAAGACCAUGCGUAGAGGUGUACUAAUGACCCUGUUACAGCAAUCUGCAAUGACGCUUCCUCUAUGGAUCGGCAAACCGGGUGAAAGUCCACCCCCUCUGUGUGGAGCGAUACCCGCGAGCAGUGACUACGUGGCUAAGCAGGGUGAUAAGGUGGCAGCUCGGGUGAAGGCUGUGGAUGGAGAUGAACAGUGGAUCCUAGCAGAAGUGGUCAGCUACAACCACUCCACCAACAAGUAUGAAGUGGAUGAUAUUGAUGAGGAAGGAAAGGAGAGACACACACUAAGUCGAAGAAGAAUCAUCCCUCUGCCACAGUGGAAGGCUAACCCAGAGACAGACCCCGAGGCACUGUUCAGCAAAGAUCAGCUGGUGCUGGCCCUUUACCCACAAACCACCUGCUUCUACAGAGCCCUGAUUCAUAACCCUCCACACCGGCCCCAAGACGACUACUCUGUGCUGUUUGAAGACACGUCCUACGCAGAUGGCUACUCGCCUCCUCUCAACGUAGCCCAAAGAUAUGUAGUGGCCUGUAAGGAGAACAAGAAAAAGUGAGGAAAAGGAUUGCGUGGAUCUGGACCUGAUUAAGUGGCGUUUAAUUAGGAGGACUGGCGCGGAAUCAGACUCCUGAUGCAUAGAGUCACCAAAUGGAUCUGAGACCAGGACUGAAACAGCUGAAUACCAGCUCUGAUGAAAACGAACCUGGGAUGGGCUAAAUGUGCGUUUAUAUUUGUACAUGACUCUUGGAUUAAUCAUCGCUAUGAACUGUGAAUUAGCAUAAUUUGGGAUAUUUCUAGGUCAUGUGUGUUUUUGUACAACAUUCCUGUCAGUGAGGGGGCUAAAGAAAGCGACUGCAGUCAUACAGCGUAACAAAAUAAAGAAGCUUUUUCAA
Messenger RNA from Hemibagrus wyckioides, 1349 nucleotides. It is a transcript of the gene sgf29, whose product is annotated as SAGA complex associated factor 29. The record is from RefSeq and is a predicted model, not a curated record. The transcript has 10 exons. Bases 113 to 1012 code for a protein of 299 amino acids. NCBI's taxonomy places the organism in Eukaryota, Metazoa, Chordata, Actinopteri, Siluriformes, Bagridae. Gene Ontology annotation, cellular component: SAGA complex.